CAGAGCCUGCCUGGCGCCCCGAGGUCGGGUGCAGCCCGGCGUGCCCGGCUCCGCCGCUGCUCGGGCCGCGCCGCUCGCCCACAGCGCGGAAGGGAUCGUCACGGCCCGGCGGCCUGCGGCGCUUCCCGCGGCUCCCGCACAGAGGCGGAGGACGGGGCGGGCAGAGGGAGGCGAGACCCGCUGUCCUCCCGCAGCGGCGCCCCGGGGCCUGCGGCGGGCCGGGAGCCGGGGCCUGUCGCUGCCGCCGCCCCGCGCGCCCCCCGCCCUGCGCGGCGCCUUUCCCCGCCCCUCGGCGCGGGUCGCCUCCUCGGCGGGCGCGAUGCGGCGGGCGGCGCCGCCGCUGCUGGCGCUGGGCCUGGCCCUGGCGGCGCUGGGCGCGGCGGGCGGCCAGCACCGCGCCGACUACGACCGCGAGGCGCUGCUCGGCGGCCAGGAGGAGGCCGAGGAGUACGCGCGGCUGAGCCCGCAGGAGCAGCAGCGCCGGCUCAGCGCCAUCGUGAAGAAAAUCGACCGGGACGCGGACGGGCUCCUCACCCACGAUGAGCUGAGUUCCUGGAUCCAGCAGUCUUUUAAGCAUUAUGUUACACAAGAAGCUAAGCAACACUUUAGUGAUUAUGACAAAGACGGUGAUGGAUUAGUGUCUUGGAAAGAGUAUAACAUGCAAAUGUAUGAUCGUGUGAUUGAUUUUGAUGAGAACACUGUCCUGGAGGAUCAAGAAGAAGAAUCAUUUCGACAGCUUCAUUUAAAGGAGAAAAAGCGUUUUGAAAAAGCUAAUAGAGAUGAUGUUCCUGAUCUAAAUGUCGAUGAGUUUGUUGCUUUUGAACAUCCUGAAGAAGCGGAGUACAUGACGGACUUUGUCAUUCAGGAGGCUUUAGAAGAACAUGAUAAAGAUGGUGAUGGAUUUGUUAGCCUGGAAGAAUUCCUUGGUGAUUACAGAAGAGACCCAACUGCAAAGGAAGAUCCAGAAUGGAUACUUGUUGAGAAGGAUCGAUUCGUGAAUGACUAUGACAAGGAUAACGAUGGGAGACUCAACCCUCAAGAACUUUUGUCUUGGAUAGUACCGAAUAAUCAGGGUAUUGCACAGGAGGAGGCUGUUCACCUUAUUGAAGAAAUGGAUUUGAAUGGUGAUAAAAAGCUUUCUGAAGCAGAAAUUCUGAAGAACCAAGAUUUGUUUCUUAACAGUGAAGCAACAGAUUAUGGCAGGCAGCUUCAUGAUCAACAUUUCUACCAUGAAGAGCUUUAGAUUAUUUAUUUUAUAAUCUGUAUUUCUUCCCUUUCUUUCAUUUGGAGCUUUUGUUAAAAGCACCCCCUUUUCAGCUAUGUUCAAGUUUUAUGCUGUAAUUAUAAUAGACUAAUGUUUGUGUAAAUAUUUUGCAUUUAGAAUGUAAUUGCCCUCCUGCAGACUUCCCUGGGCCUCUUCAAAAUUAAUCUUAAAUAUUUACUUCCAAAAUUAUAUAAUGUUGGGAAAGAAAUUAUUUAAAAUGUCGUACUGUAUUGUGAAGAGUUAUGCUACCGUACUUGAAAAAAAUGGAGAGUCCACCUGAUUCUGAAAGAAUGCAAACCGUACUUCCUAACUGAGAGACUAUUUUUUUUUAACCAGUUUAAUUGGGGAGAGGGGAUGGGGGGAAUGUUUAGAGUCAGUAUUAGCUGUGUUUUAUCUGAUACAUUUGGAGAAACACCUAGAUGGUCUACCUAAUUUUAAACUGUUUCUACCAUGAGUUUUAUUGUAUUAUAGAAAAAACAUGCUAUUUUUACAUCUACAGGUAUAUUUUUUUUUAAUGUACAAUUCUAAGCAUUAGCAAUACAAUGGGUAUUUACAGUGUCAAAGCCCUCUUCAGUUGUUGGAUUAAAACAGUUGACUAUCCUGUC
Molecule: messenger RNA, 1869 nt
Organism: Dromaius novaehollandiae (emu)
Lineage: Eukaryota; Metazoa; Chordata; Aves; Casuariiformes; Dromaiidae
Gene: RCN2
Product: reticulocalbin 2
Exons: 7
Coding region: 320-1243 (307 amino acids)
Cellular component (GO): endoplasmic reticulum
Molecular function (GO): calcium ion binding
Source: RefSeq, a predicted model, not a curated record